Seminavis robusta is the source of this 2437-nucleotide messenger RNA. Lineage: Eukaryota; Bacillariophyta; Bacillariophyceae; Naviculales; Naviculaceae. The record is from the annotation of a GenBank genome assembly.
CCCCAGUCAGUGUGCUCUACCGCGACCAUCAUAGUUAGCUAAACUCUUUCUAUUAGUUUGUUGCCAUCAAUCAUCACCAUGGAAAAGGGAGAGCCUCAGACAGAGCUUGGCACCGAGCCAGAAGUGCCCAUGAUGGACGAGAGCUUGCCCAAGGAAGAAACGUUGAACAGCUCGUUACACACAGGGAAGGACUCUCUGAGCAAUGAUGAUGCUGGAGGUGUCGAUAGAUCAUUGGAAAAGCUCGAACCAGUCAACACUGUUGGAAACAACAACAGUGAUGUGGAAGAUAUCAUGCAGUCCAAAGGUAUUUUACAGACAGUUGGUGUUGACAGCAGCGACAAUAACGACUUUGAAGGCCGAAUGCAUCAAAAAGGCAUUUUGCACAACGUCGUGCAGCCCAGUGGUACGAAUCCUCAUAUUGCUCAGGUUGCCGCUGCCGCUGCUGCUGGUGGCAAUGACGGAAUACAGCCCGUUCCAGUCGCCGCACCGAGAAAUCCAGUCCAUCCAGGAGCGUUUCCCGUCCGCGGGGUGGAUGCUCGAAAUACCGAUCGAUCGGAUACCUUUGGUGUGAACAAUGACGUGGACAAUCAGGGAUUGACAUCGGAGAGUGUGGCUUUGACCGUCCAUACCGAACGACCGGACGAGAAUCUUACGAGUGGAUUGGCCGUGGCAGCUCCCGUGGUCGAGCCGGCAGAAUUGCCUCUGGCACAAGAAAUCACGUCGGAUCCUAAUAAACCCCCAUCUCCUAGUCAAAAAAGAAAUGUACCCUUGGGAAUAAUGCUCAUGAUUGCCGGAGUGAUUUUGAUUGUGGGAAUUCCUCUCAUUGUCAUCGCUGUCACAUCCUCCUCUGACGAUGCCAAUUCACAGAGUGACGGGACCAUGGCACCUUCCACGCUGUCACCCACGGCAGUGCCAUCGGCGGCUCCUAGUUUGAGCCCGGAAGGUCUCUUAUUGUCGUAUUUGCCAGACUACACGUCCGUAGAAGAAAUGUCAGAGACGAGUGCACAGGCAUUUCAAUGGGUCCUUGACGAUCCCAAUUUGGACGAGUAUCUUUUGGAGGAAUGGCGCGCCGUCCAGAGGUUUGCUCUGGCGUCCCUCUAUUAUGCGACCAAUGGAGACAAGUGGAUCAGCAAUGAUCAUUGGUUGUCCUACAAUGUUAGUGAAUGCGAAUGGUUUGCCAACCAGGACUGGGGCAUUGAAGCCAACGAAAAACGACAACUCGCAUUCCUCAAUGCCAUUUACGACUUUCCAGAUGGACCCUGUGGCAAUGACAACUCCACCGAGUACCACUACCUCAUGCUGGGAUUCUCGCGCCUCCAAGGAUCGUUGCCACAGGAUCUCUAUCUCUUGACCAAUUUGAGAUGGAUUUAUAUACUGGGGAAUCAAUUGACGGGGACCAUUAGUACUUCCAUUGGAACCCUCACUCAUUUGGAAGCAUUUGGAGUUCCGGCCAAUGGAUUUUCCGGAACGUUGCCAACAGAACUCGGCCUGUUGACAUCUAUGAAUGGAUUUUUCAUUUUUCAAAAUAAAUUCUCGGGGACCAUUCCAACCGAACUGGCACUGGCGACUUCAUUGAAUGGAGCCAUUUUGGAUUUCAACCAAUUGAAUGGACACAUCCCCUCGGAAUUGGGCACCUUGCCAGCGCUUCUCCUGCUCCAUGCCCAUUCCAACCAGCUUUCCGGGAUGGUGCCAACAACGAUUGGGCAACUCCGCAAUUCACUCAUGUCGUUGGAAGUUUAUGAAAACAAGCUGGAGGGCAACAUUCCCAGUGAACUCGGUCGGUUGAAGCGAUUGACCAGUCUCCGCCUGCAAGACAAUUUGCUCACAUCUACCAUACCCUCCGAGCUGUUCCUCCAGACCAAAAGUAUGCAGAGCUUUCGGGUUUCCCAGAAUCAACUCGUUGGCUCUCUCCCCACAGAGAUUGGCUUGUGGGAAGAUCUGUCGAAUUUGUGGCUGGAUCAUAAUGGUCUCACAGGAGAGCUUCCCAGCGAGAUUGGGUUGUUGCAAAACGAUUUCAUUCGGCUUUCCAUUUCCGAAAACAACUUUUCGGGAUCAUUUCCUCCGGAAAUCUUUAACCUGACACAGGCAAAAUUGAGAAUGCUGGAGAUUGAUGGCAACCCUUUCUUGUCCGGGACAGUGCCCUGGGAGGUUUGUGGCAUCGAAACGCGGAUUCUGUUCACUUGCCCUUCCAUGAUCUGCGGAUGUGAUUGUCCGUGUCCUGAUGAUGAUGGCAAUGGCAAUGGUUCUUUGAAUAAUGUCACUGAUGAAAGUACAAUUCCUCCAGCAUACGUGUGCACCAAUGAAACUGCAAGUGUCAUGCGGUGCAUGGGAGUGGAGGAGGAUACCUGAAUGAGCAAGCAAGAAGCAAAAGUAAUAGGAACCCUGGCUAGUUAGUUACACACACUUUAUUUAUUUGAGAGUCGACGCAUACAUCUCC